Messenger RNA from Dimorphilus gyrociliatus, 708 nucleotides. The record is from the annotation of a GenBank genome assembly. Lineage: Eukaryota; Metazoa; Annelida; Polychaeta; Dinophilidae.
ACUCUCUGUCUCCUAUAGAUGGCGUAUUAAUACAAAAUGGCCGAAUAUAUUGAAACAUUUUGAUGUUUUAUUGCAAAUAUCAUUAUGGAACCAAGCAAUUUACUCUGGGAGUAUUAUUUGGAGCAGGAAAUGAAUCGCUGGCCGACAGAAGGGAAGCAUAUUUUAGCGCAAUACGAUAAUAAUUCUGUUAUUGUUUAUCAAGCCUAUAAACCGUCUAUCUCUGAUUAUGCUGUCAAAAAUCAAGUAUUCGGAGGGCCUGACUACAGUUUUAAGCGAAUGUCUUGGGUGAAGACUAACUUCUUAUGGAUGAUGUAUCGUAGCGGCUGGGCUACUAAAAGUGACCAAGAAAGGAUUUUAGCUAUAAGAAUUAGUCGGGCGGCUUUUGAGAAUAUUUUGUCAAACGCCUAUACUGGACAAAAAGAAAAGGCUAUGGAAACCAAGUCUAACAUUCGACUUCAAUGGGAUCCUGAUCAUACUCCAUCAGGUACAAAAUUGAAUAGACGAGCUAUUCAAUUGGGUUUAAAGAAUGAAGCAUUAGAACAAUUUGCAAAAAAUGAUAUUAUUUCUAUAACUGAUAUUACAAUGGAAGUUAGAAGGCAGCAUCAGCUAUGGCAGACGGGAGGCCUAGAGAGUCUUCAAACACCAAUUGAAAGAGUUUAUCCUGUACCUGAGCACAUUAAACAGCAAAUUGAUAUGAACAACGAUUAA